Messenger RNA from Hevea brasiliensis (rubber tree), 809 nucleotides. RefSeq names its product dirigent protein 22. The transcript has a single exon. The record is from RefSeq and is a predicted model, not a curated record. Bases 125 to 688 code for a protein of 187 amino acids. NCBI's taxonomy places the organism in Eukaryota, Viridiplantae, Streptophyta, Magnoliopsida, Malpighiales, Euphorbiaceae.
UAUAUAAAGUAAAAGUAGAAAUUCUCUAUUUCUUUUAAGAAUUCUCCAAGUACAACAAAUACAGCUAUAAAUAGUUGUAAGAAGGCCAUUAGUUUAGACCCUUGAGUUUCUGAAAUCCCUCACAAUGGCCAAAAACCUCCAUUUUCUCACUUCUGCAAUGCUGAUUCUCUUAAUUCUUUCCACAGCAAAAUCUGAAAAUUUCUCAAGAAAGUUAUCUCCAGAUUCACAAGGCCUCAAAAAGGAGAAACUAACCCACCUCCACUUCUACUUGCACGACAUAGUCACAAGCAAAAACCCUACUGCAAUCCCCAUCACGAAGCCAGGAAUUACAAACUCAUCAACAAAUUUUGGAGAGGUGUUCAUGGCUGAUGAUCCCUUGACUGUAGAGCCUGACAUCAACUCAAAGCUUGUAGGAAGAGCCCAAGGGAUGUAUGCUUUUGCCUCCCAAACUGAGUUUGGGUUACUAAUGGUUUUCAACUUGGUGUUCUCGGAAGGCAAGUAUAAUGGAAGCACUCUCAGUCUUUUAGGCCAUAAUGCUAUAUUUUCAGGCGUCAGGGAGAUGCCUAUCGUUGGUGGAAGCAAGAUUUUCAGAUUCGCUCGUGGUUAUGCUCUGGCAAAAACACACACAAUUGAUCUCAAAACUAAGAAUGGUAUUGAGGAGUAUAAUGUCUAUGUCCUCCAUUAUUGAUUUCUUUCUUUAAAUUUUAUUUUAUGGUCCUUCAUUGUGUGGUAUAUAAAGCUCUUUGAUUACUGGUUGUUAGAGGAUAAUCUUAUCAGAUGUCGAAUUAGUUUGGUACUUUCUUAUCCUA